CACCUCUCGCGACUUCGAGAGUUCGCAUCAUCCACAAGGGUGGAAGGAACACAUCACUCCCCUGCACCCUACUCUCUACCCACCUCGCCGGAGGAGAACCGAAGCCGCCGCUCGCCCCCGUGAAAUGGACACCGUGGGCGCCCGGCUGAGCCGCUCCUCCACGCGCUAUGGCCCCGUCGGCAGCAGCAACGCCUCCUUCAGCGGGCCCGUCAGGAAGUGGCGCAAGGCGUGGGCCCCUCUCGCCGGCGGCGGCGCGGGGUCCGCCUCCGCCGGUAUGGGUCCCAUUGGGUGCCCCAGGGGUAACAAGGUGGUGCUGCUCAAGUGGGCGCCAGUGAGCGGCGCUGGCGACGGCAACGGCAAGGAGGUCGCCGCGACGGCCACCCGACGGCGCUACGUUCCGGUUUCGGGUGUGCCACAGAACCCUACCAGAAAAGGCGGCAGCACCGAGCUGAACCUGAACCUUGGUUUGGAGGAUCCGGAUGAUGACAGUGACGCUGAUUUGAGCCCAGACGAACAGCAGGACACGGGCAGCACCCCGCGUUCGGAGAACCGACUGAAGAGGAAAGUGUUUUAACCGUGAACCUAAGCAGCAGCAGCUUCCGUGUUCUGCGCCAUCUCUGCGAUGCGAGGUCCCUGGAGUAGCCAUAUUAUUAGUGUGUAGCUUGUAUCUGCCAUCUUCCCAUGUUUCAGUAGAUGAAUUAAUUGGGAGGUUUAUCGCCUUUGUUCUUGUUGUAUUAAUGUCAUGAACUUGUGAGGAAACUGGUAGUGUACCAGCAUGUUCUACGGAAUCCUUUUCAGUGGCCAACACAAAACAGGACCCACAGUUUUUUUUUGUUCCUUUUUCUUUUAUUGAGAUUAACCUACAUUUUUUUA
Messenger RNA from Hordeum vulgare subsp. vulgare (domesticated barley), 873 nucleotides. RefSeq lists its product as uncharacterized. The transcript is spliced from 2 exons. NCBI's taxonomy places the organism in Eukaryota, Viridiplantae, Streptophyta, Magnoliopsida, Poales, Poaceae. The coding region runs from base 125 to 574 and encodes 149 amino acids. The record is from RefSeq and is a predicted model, not a curated record.